AUGGUUUUGAGGUUAGGAGAUGGAAGUGAUGAGACUUACUGCUUUGAUUGGCUGAUUGAAUCUGAGGAUGACAAGUUUUUGGAUUCUUGGUUCUUGUUUCUCGUUACAAUCGAGGGGUUUGAUGAAGUUGAGCACGCGAGCGAGAGAGAGUGCCCCACGUCACGCGUCAUAGGUAUGUCACGGAAGAGUGGACGUCAGUUUGUCGGACUUUGCAAAGACCGCUUCUCGAUCAAGCUUGUCGAUUCGUCUUCUAUACCAUGCCUUCGACUCAUUGCUUUGGCUCCUCAAGCCCAUUCACACCACUCACCAUUGACAGCUUCACAUUUGUCCAAAUCCGAAGCAUCGAAUUCUUCCGAUAUCACAUCCUUCCAAAUAUUCUCAUUAUCGAAAUCCGGUGAUAUGGUGGCGGACAACUACUUUUCCAUACGAGCCCCUAAAAUUUCGGGCCGCUUGGACAAUUUAUUGGAGUUUCCGCAGGACACUUCCGUACACCAUCCAGACUAG
Messenger RNA from Pseudocercospora fijiensis CIRAD86, 504 nucleotides. RefSeq lists its product as uncharacterized. The coding region runs from base 1 to 504 and encodes 167 amino acids. NCBI's taxonomy places the organism in Eukaryota, Fungi, Ascomycota, Dothideomycetes, Mycosphaerellales, Mycosphaerellaceae. The record is from RefSeq and is a predicted model, not a curated record. The transcript is spliced from 5 exons.